Messenger RNA from Cotesia congregata, 219 nucleotides. The record is from the annotation of a GenBank genome assembly. Lineage: Eukaryota; Metazoa; Arthropoda; Insecta; Hymenoptera; Braconidae.
AUGGGACGUCAGGUACGAGCAGACGAUGUGGUUCGUAGUACAGAUACUACCGAAGAAAUUCAAGUCGAGACAUCCGACAUCUCAAAUAAAUUUAAAUUUUUUGAGACAUAUAAAGAACCGGAGAAAGAAAGAAAGCAGUUCAGAAUAACGCCACCACGUGAUGGACAAGUUAAGGUUUGUGUGCGUAUGUGUGAUGGGAUAAUUAAGAUUUUGUUUUAA